CCUGGCAAAGCAGCCGGAGGAAAAGGCGUGUGCCAGUUCCGCUGUCGGGCAGGAGGGACAUGGCAGUAGUGGGCGUUACGAGAGUAUUUUCGCGGGGGAAGCAGAAAUGGGGUGCAUCUCUCGCCCAUAAAACAGGCUUAGGCUUCCCUCAUUUGCUGGAUUGUAAACAGAAAUCAUCACACAUUUUGCUUAACCGGCCUGAUCAACCCAAACUAGCUUAUAAUAAGCUGAAAGGCAAGAAUCCAGGGGUUGUCUUCUUGCCAGGUAUUUUUUCAAAUAUGAAUGGUGUAAAGGCACUUGCAUUAGAAGAUUUCUGCAAAUCUGUUGGUCAUGCUUUUGUAAGGUUUGAUUACAGAGGCUGUGGAAGUUCAGAAGGCAGUGUAAAAGAGUGUACUUUAGGAAAGUGGCGAAAAGAUGUGCUUUCAGUACUGGAUGAACUCACAGAGGGACCACAGAUUUUAGUUGGUUCCAGUUUGGGUGGAUGGUUGAUGCUUCAUGCUGCAAUUGCACGUCCAGAAAAAAUAGCUGCACUAGUUGGAAUAGCUGUAGCUGCAGACCAUAUUGUAUCCACUUUUCAACAACUUCCUGUAGAGGCAAAAAAAGAAAUAGAAGAAAAGGGUGUAUGGAAACUCCCAACCAAACACAGUGAAGAAGGAUUUUACUCUGUGCCAUAUGAACUCAUUCAGGAAGCAGAAAAUCACUGUGUGUUGAACAGUCCACUACCUAUUAAGUGUCCUGUAAGACUUAUUCAUGGCUUAAAGGAUGAAGAUAUUCCUUGGCAGAUUUCUAUGAAACUUGCAGAGAAUAUUGUCAGUGGAGAUGUGGAUAUUAUUCUCCGCAAAUCUGGCCUACAUCGGAUGAAAGAGAAAGAUGAUAUCAAAGUUAUUGUGUAUACUGUGGAAGAUUUAAUUGAGCAGCUAAGUACUUAACAUGAAUUGUGUUGUACGUAAGUUUACAUAUGGUUCUAGAAGAAAAAAUUCAAAAGGGAGAUUGCUCAACUAGAACAAGAUGGAGCUUUAAAAUUUUUUUUGCCUGUAAAUAGUUAUUUCUUCAAUGCUGCAUUUGCACAAGUAAUAAAAUGUGAAGAAAUGCUACUGUUAACCACAUUUUACUACACAGAGAUCAUCACUAUCUUUAUGCAAUAUGCAAUUCUAAUAUACUCUGGUAUAUUAAUGUCAAUAAAUAAUAUGCUUUCUA
This is a messenger RNA of Crotalus tigris (Tiger rattlesnake), 1197 nucleotides long. It is a transcript of the gene ABHD10, whose product is annotated as abhydrolase domain containing 10, depalmitoylase. Gene Ontology annotation, biological process: protein depalmitoylation. Bases 60 to 929 code for a protein of 289 amino acids. NCBI's taxonomy places the organism in Eukaryota, Metazoa, Chordata, Lepidosauria, Squamata, Viperidae. The transcript has 5 exons. Gene Ontology annotation, molecular function: hydrolase activity, hydrolyzing O-glycosyl compounds; palmitoyl-(protein) hydrolase activity. The record is from RefSeq and is a predicted model, not a curated record. Gene Ontology annotation, cellular component: mitochondrion.